Molecule: messenger RNA, 1631 nt
Organism: Culex pipiens pallens (northern house mosquito)
Lineage: Eukaryota; Metazoa; Arthropoda; Insecta; Diptera; Culicidae
Product: dipeptidase 1-like
Exons: 3
Coding region: 204-1532 (442 amino acids)
Biological process (GO): proteolysis
Molecular function (GO): metallodipeptidase activity
Source: RefSeq, a predicted model, not a curated record
CAAUCCAUCAGUAUCGUCUCGGACUUCAGACGAGACGGUCGGUACUUCGUGUCCUCAACCCAUUGUCCAGCGUGCAUUGUCCGGCUCUAUUGUGGUAAACUCGUGUUAAUUGAAGUCGUUACAACUUACAUCGCUGGGUGCUGUUGGUGCCGACCCGGGAUUAGUUUGGGCAUUACGGAGCGGAAGUGCCGGAAUUAAGCAGCAUGAUCCCCCUUAGAAGAGCCCUCUCGAACCGCAAGGUCCUCUUCGGCGGCGCGAUCGUCCUGGUCGCAAUCGUAGCCGUCGCCAUCGCCGUCCCGCUUUCGAUCAACUCGUCCGGCUCGGAUGACGACGACCAGGACUCCAACAAGGCCAACGAGGUGAGCCCGUUCUUCGGCCGAACGAUCCUGGACGAGGUUCCACUAAUUGACGGACACAACGACCUGCCGUGGAACCUGUACAGCAACGAACGCAACCGCAUCAACAACUUUAACCUGGACAGCGAUUUGAAGAAGGAUCCCAAGUGGGGACCGUCAACCAGCAGUCACACAGAUAUUCCACGAUUGUUGGAGGGUAAGGUUGGAGCUCAAUUUUGGGUGGCGUACGUGGGUUGCAACACGCAGUACAAGGACGCCGUUGAACGGACGUUGGAGCAGAUCGACGUGAUCAAGCGGAUGGUGGCCAAGUAUCCAAAGUACAUGAAGUACGUCACUUCGGCGGAGGGGAUCAUGGAGGCGUUUGGGGAGAAGCGGAUUGGAUCGCUGAUUGCGGUUGAGGGCGGUCAUUCGAUGGAUAACAGGUUGGCGAUGUUGAGGAUCUUCUACGAGUUGGGGGUUCGGUACAUGACGUUGACGCACUCGUGCAACACUCCUUGGGCGGACGCCUCGCCGGUGGAUGCCAACGAGACUGCUGUGUUGAGGAAUGUAACGGAGUGGGGCAAGAACGUGAUUUGGGAGAUGAACCGGCUGGGGAUGCUGGUGGACAUAUCGCACGUUAGCCAUGGAGUUAUGGGAGACGUGCUGGAACAUACGAAGGCGCCGGUGAUCUUCAGCCAUUCGUCGUCGCACAAGGUUUACGCGCAUCAUCGUAACGUACAGGACGACGUACUGAAGAUGUUGAUCGAGAAUCGUGGGAUUAUCAUGGUCAACUUCUACACCGGAUUCAUUGGAGGCAAGACGAUUGACGACGUUGUCCGUCACCUCAACUACAUCAAAUCGGUGACCGGUCCGGAUCACAUCGGCAUCGGUGGAGACUUUGAUGGCGUCGAUAGCACCCCCGAAGGGUUGGACGAUGUCUCCAAGUAUCCGGAUCUGUUCGACAUGCUGGCGAACGGUGCGUACAACGAUGGAACGACGUUUGAGCCGUGGACUCGGGAAGAUCUGCAGAAGCUAGCCGGGUUGAACCUGCUGCGAGUGUUCCGCGAGGUGGAACAGGUUCGAGACAGUAUGAAGGAUGUGCCGCCGUACGAAGAUUUGAUUCCGUACCAGGAGUUUGUGGAUGCCGGAGUGGAGGAUCAACCCUGUAUGAGCGACAUGGAUAUUCACAAGAGUUGAGGGAGGAGCUGUCAUCCGAAAGGGAAAGAAGUGUAAUACUUGUACAUAAUUGUAGUCCUUAUAUUAUACACGGUAUAAUAAAACACAUCCAGCUUAGAA